Durusdinium trenchii is the source of this 960-nucleotide messenger RNA. Lineage: Eukaryota; Dinophyceae; Suessiales; Symbiodiniaceae. The record is from the annotation of a GenBank genome assembly.
AUGGCCGGCCUACUGUCUUUGUUUGAAAACGAUUCAGACGAUUUCAACCAUUCAGAGCAGGGACCAGAACACACUGCAGCCGCUGAAUCCAUUUUGCAGGCUGCGCUUUCAGGGUUUGAUCUGGACCUGGGCAGUGAGAAAGACAAAGACAACAGUGACAAAGAGCAGCCAGGACGACAACAGCGAAGAAGGGCAGAGAGAUCCAGAUCACCAGUAGUGACACAUACACUGCAAAAGAACCGGGCAGUUCGUUGGAAGACCCCCAACAAUCAAGCUGAUGGUGAUGGAGUUCAUGCAGAACCCAAUGACUUACCUGAAGAUCGCGUGAAGGACGUUCAAGAGAUCGCCUCAGCUCUGUUCACAGGCCCAUCUCUGGAAGGUCAACUGUUCAGGGUCAGUCGCCUUAUGAAUGUGAAUCGCAAGAUGAUCAAGCGCCAUGUGAAUAGAUUAGCUGCUGCAGCUUUGGAGGCGCAGACGCACUACAGUGCAAUUUUCCUUUCCAAACUGGCAAAGCUUUCAGGAAUACGGCAAUAUGACGAGACACCAAUGUGGAUGAAGGCAACAGCUCUGGAGCAAGAGUUCAACCGACAAAGCGUUGCCCAGCAUCAUGGGAAGGCCAGUAGCUUUGAGGUUGGCGCAGCCACCGUCAAACUUUUUGUGGUUCAGCAGCGUUGGGCAGCUGUGGUUGGAGUGGAAGGGAACAAGGGAGCUCCUUCAUUGUGCUUUGAAGCGCAAGUGGCCACACCGUUGCAGAUUUUGGAGAACAAUUCCGGCAAAGUAAUUGCAGAGGCUGUGCGGCAGUCAGUUGACAUGGGCUACGACAAUGUUGUGAAGGACACCUUUCCUCGUGUGCUGGACAUUGUAACAACAGACGACUACUCUGCUAACCAUGUGGCUGAGCGCUUGCUGACCCAACACUAUGAGACUCAGUUUUCAAGCUGCCACAUCGGAAAACUGCAU